AUGGAUGAUCUGAAUCAAAAGGCUCUUGAAGAUAAAUGGUUUAGCAGUGUGUUAAGCAAAAAAAGAUCAGCAGAAGCAAGACUUCAUCGUAAACGUCAACUUCAAUCCAAGAGAGCAAAGAAAUUGAAUGGUCUGCAGAAGGAGAAUGUAGGCAAGACUACCCCAAUUAGUAGUCAUGAUAAUGCUCAUGCAAGAAUUCCAUUUUCUACCAUCUCUCAGAAUAUUCCAAGUUCCAGCAAUUCGGUUAUAACAAAUUUGCAGAAAACUCAUGCUUCCUCAGUGAUCAGUAAUCUUGCAAAUUCGUUGAAUAAAAAACGUCCAAGAGUUGUUACAUGCAGAAACAUCAAUAUGAGAGGGACGAAUUUAAAGAAUAGAUUUGAUAACGUUGUUGGUGAAUGUGGUUCUACAUCUUCAAAAAACUCUCCAUUACAUACUACUGAAAUCAAUGAACUUUUUGAAGAUGACAACGAAGAGGAUAAUAUGCAUGAUGAUUCGUCAGAGAGUUGGAGUUCAGAUGACAGCAUGGUUAUGGACGAAGAUGAAGAAGAUAUGGACAAUCAAGCUGUAAUGGUCAAUGCACUACCAUCAGGAGAUUUUUACGACAUAGGUGAUCCAGUGUUUGAAUGUCCAAAAUGUGGUGCAAACAUGUGGUAUUUAGAAAGGAAGACCAAGUGUCGGCAAACAUUAAGUCCUAAGUUCACAAUGUGUUGCGGUGAUGGUAAAGUUCAAAUUCCUUUAUUGAGAGAACCUCCACCGGUGUUACAGAAACUGCUGUUUGACCAAACAAACCCUGAAUCAAAACUAUUUCAACAACAAAUACGUCUUUUCAACAUGAUGUUUGCAUUUACGUCUCCGGGUGCUAAAAUGGACAACCGUUUUAAUAAUGGUAGAGGUCCUCCGAAUUACCGAAUUCAAGGACAAUCAUGUCAUCGUAUAGGUAGCAUGUUACCAUUGCCAGGACAAAAUCCCCGAUUUGCACAACUCUAUAUAUAUGAUACUGAACAUGAAAUACAACAUAGAGUAAACGGAUUCAAGACAAAAGACGGAAUAGAUCUUGACAUAGUGAAAAAACUCUCUUCUAUGUUAUAUCAACACAAUGUUCAUGCCCAGAGUUUUAAGAUGGCAAGGGAUAUACUUUCCGAAGGCAAUGUUUCUGACCUAAAGCUCCGUCUUAUUUCCGAGCGACGCACCGAUGGGAGAAUUUAUAAUCAACCAACUGUUUCUGAAGUUGCUGCUCUAAUUGUUGGUGAUGUUGACACUGCUGAGAAAAGGGACAUAAUAAUGCACAAACAGAGUGGACAACUUCAAAGAAUAGAUGAAUAUCAUACAUCAUAUUUGGGAUUUCAAUAUCCAUUGCUUUUCCCUUAUGGCGAAGAUGGUUACAGGCCGAACAUUAGACACCGUAAUCAAGAUUCCAACAAUAGACGUAACUCAGAAUCAAUAACUGGAGUAGCCGACAAUGAGGAUGUUCCGUGGGAGCAAGCAACUAAAAGAAAUAGGCUCACAAUUAGAGAGUGGUUUGCAUUUCGUAUUCAAGCCAGAAAGAAUGAGGCCCAAACAGUUAUCAGAUCAAGAAGGUUAUUUCAACAGUUUUUGGUUGAUGGUUAUACAAUGAUGGAAUCUGAGAGACUUCGAUGGUUAAGAAAAAAUCAAUCUAAACUUAGAGUUGGAAAGUAUAACUAUCUAGCAGAUAUCAGAACCAAUGGACAUACCGAUGGUGCAAACACAGGGAAAAGAGUUGUCCUUCCAUCGUCCUAUGUUGGUAGUCGCAGAUACAUGGAUCAACUUUACUUUGAUGGAAUGGCAAUAUGUAGUUAUGUUGGAUUUCCCGAUCUAUUCAUAACGUUUACGUGUAAUCCAAACUGGCCGGAAUUGAAACGUGUACUUGCUUCUAAUAAUUUGACACCAGCAGAUCGGCCGGACCUCAUAACGAGAAUAUUUAAGAUGAAAUUCGAUGAGUUACUGUCAGAUUUGACUAAAAAAAGUUGUAUGGGGAAAGUUCUUGCGUAUAUGUACACAAUUGAGUUUCAGAAGAGAGGCCUUCCCCACGCUCAUAUUUUGAUAUUUCUACAUCCAUCCAGCAAAUAUCCAACACCUGCUGGUAUUGACCGUAUUAUAUCUGCCGAAAUUCCGAACAAGGACACCGACGGAGACUUAUAUAAUUUGGUAAAAAGUCACAUGAUACACGGACCUUGCGGAAACGCAAACCGGUCUUCGCAAUGUAUGAAGGAUGGUAAAUGUUCCAAAUACUUUCCUAAAGACUUUCGGGCUGAGACAGUUGUCGAUCAAGAUGGUUAUCCGGUUUACAGAAGAAGGGACAACGGUCACACUGUCAUUAGGAAUGGUAUAGAGGUUGACAAUAGAUUUGUUGUUCCUUACAAUGCAAAAUUGUUGUUGAAGUUCAGAACUCAUAUUAAUAUGGAAUGGUGCAAUCAAAGCACAUCCAUAAAAUAUUUGUUUAAAUACAUCAACAAAGGCUAUGAUCGAAUAACAGCUGCAAUUGUUAUGAAUGAAAAUGGAUGUCCUAUUGAGCGUCAAGAUAUUGAUGAAAUCAAGCAGUAUAUUGACUGUAGGUAUGUUUCUCCAAGCGAAGCAUCCUGGAGGAUUUAUGGUUUCCCCAUUCAUGGAAGGAAACCAGUUGUGGAAAGAUUACACUUCCAUUGCGAAGGUCAACAUUCAGUCUACUAUACUGACAUCAGCAAUGUUUCCAAUGUCCUUGAGAAACCAAGUGUAACUGAAUCGAUGUUUACGGCAUGGUUUGAAGCUAAUCAGAAAUACACCGAAGCUCAACAGUUAACUUAUAGCAAUUUUGUUUCAAAGUUUGUAUAUGUCAAAAAGAAAAGAGAGUGGAAACCCAGGCAGAAGGGUUACACAAUUGGCAGGUUAAUUUGGGUUCCUCCAACUACAGGAGAAUUGUACUUUCUCAGAAUGAUGCUUACACAUGUGAAGGGCCCUCAAAAUUAUUCAGAACUGAAAAUAGUUAACAACGUCAAGUACGAUACUUUCCGUGAUGCAUGA
This is a messenger RNA of Vicia villosa (hairy vetch), 3018 nucleotides long. RefSeq lists its product as uncharacterized. NCBI's taxonomy places the organism in Eukaryota, Viridiplantae, Streptophyta, Magnoliopsida, Fabales, Fabaceae. Bases 1 to 3018 code for a protein of 1005 amino acids. The record is from RefSeq and is a predicted model, not a curated record. The transcript is spliced from 5 exons.